AUGUCGGAGGCAGUGCUGUUGCUGCGGCGGGUGCGGGAGCGCAGCAGUGAGGGGGCCACGGGGGCCCGGAGGAAGCGGAGCAGGCGGCGCCGUUUCUACCCUGAGCACCGGGUGUACCGCGCCCGCAGCUCCUUCCUGGACCUCAGCGAGGAGCAGGUGCUGCGGCGCUAUCGUCUGGACAAGGCAGCUAUUGCGGGGCUCUGCAGCGAGCUGGGCUCUGACCUGGAGAGCCUGACAGGUCGCAGCCAUGCCCUGCCGGUGGCCGUCAAGGUGACCUCGGCCCUUACCUUCCUGGCUUCAGGCUCCUUCCAGACAGCCACACGGGACACUACAGGCAUCAGCCAGUCAGCCAUGUCCAACUGCCUGGCCCAAUUCCUGGAGGCACUGCAGCGCCGGGCUGCCCGCUACAUUACCUUCCCUGUCCCAGUCCCCACGGCAGGGCAUGCUGAGGGCCGCUUCCCUGGGGUGCUGGGCCUGCUAGGCAGCAUGCAUGUGGCGCUGCGGGCCCCCUCAGAAAACGAGCUUGCCUACCGCAAUGCCCGCAACUACCACUCCAUGAACAUGCAGGUGGUGUGUGAUUCCCAUGGCACCAUCAUCAACGUGGUGGCCAAGUACCCUGGCUCCUGCCCCAACGCCGCCGUGCUGGAGAACUCUGCCCUGGCUCGGCUGCUUGACGGAGCCCGGCUUGACGGGCUGUGGCUGCUGGGAGACCGAAGUUACCCGCUGAAAACAUGGCUCAUGACUCCAAUUUUAUUCCCAUGUAGUCCGGGAGAGGAGAAGUACAAUGCCAUGCACCAGGAGGCCCUCUCGGUGCUCAAGCAGACAUGCACCCUCUUGAAAAUGCGUUUCCGCUGCCUGGAUAAAUCAAGUGGCUCCUUGCAGUACACCCCCCAGAAAGUCUGCCAGAUCUUCCUGGCCUGCUGUAUACUGCACAACAUCGCCCUGAGCCGCAGGAUGCCCUUAGACCUGGCAGAGGGGGAGGAGCUGGUGGAGGGGUCGGAUGCUGACCCGGAGCUCCCAGUGCAAACCCCCUUUGUUCAGAUCUCCAGUGAGGCCCGGGCAGUGAGAGCGCGAAUUGUGCAACGAUUCAGAGAGAGCCUGACCUAG
Emys orbicularis (European pond turtle) is the source of this 1107-nucleotide messenger RNA. Its product is annotated as putative nuclease HARBI1. The transcript has 2 exons. The record is from RefSeq and is a predicted model, not a curated record. Lineage: Eukaryota; Metazoa; Chordata; Testudines; Emydidae. The coding region runs from base 1 to 1107 and encodes 368 amino acids.